AUAUUUUACCUAUCUUACAUAGUUUCGAAUUCCAAAAAUCAUCAAUUAUUUAAUUUGAUUAAAUGAAUUGUUUGGCGUAUUUCUGUAAAAUGAAGAUAGAGUAGAAUAUAUAAACUGCAAUCUUAUUUUUUUUUAUAUAAAUCAAACAUCUUUUCUCAAUAUUGAUUUUUGAAAACAAACUUAAUUUUGGGAACGGAAUUUGUAAUUCAAUUUCUGUAGCUGUAAAAUAAAUAUGUACGUUGGAUGUUUUAUGGUGUAUACCAACAUAUACACCAUAAAUUUUGAAUUAUUAGGUACUGAUAAUAUGUGCAUAGUCAAAACAUAAAAAAUCUAAAUCCAAAAUUUAUUCAAAAAAAUCUCCUUAUAAUAAUUGGUUAUAAUACUUAGAGUGUGCCACCCAUGGAAUUAGUAGGUACUCCGUACGAAGUACUUAUUGAUUCAAUGGUGCCACCUGACUACCACGCUCCAUAGUAAAGAUAGGUUCAGUACAGCGGUUCACACAAUGGCGAUCGAUUUUAUGGCAAUUCUUUUUUAUUUAUUUAUUUUUUGCCUAUGCCAGGUGUUACCGAUACAUAAGUCGUUCCCUGCAUUGGUUUAUACUGCGGGCUGGCGGCAAUGCGUAUGCUUUUACUAUACUGGGACACGCGCAAAUAACGCGCCUUAUUUGGUAAUGUUCGCGGUCCUCGAUCGUGAUUGGCGCUCGCAGUCGCUGUGGCCCGUUGAUGGCAUCACGCGUUCCCGCUUCCCGCGCCCGCUCACAGGUCAGUCUGUGUCGUCGUUCGUCUUGUAACAGUCGUGUGUGCUAAGAUAAAUAUUCCGUGAUUGUAAAGUGUUAAGGCUCCUCAUUGUACGAUAAUAAACGCUGUUGUACCUACCUAAGUCCACUAAUCUUUCAUUUCUAACAUCUGGUCCAUUCGAGUCGGACAGUUAAUAUUAAAGUGCAACCGCGUCGCGUUCCGCGUGCCUCAGUCAGGACACCUACCAGUGAACUCGUUUUAUCACAAUGGUGGGAACAAGAAGCACGGCGAGGGAACCACUCGAGGAGCCAUCGUCCAUCACGGAGUCACCCCGACCUAUAGUCACUAGCGUCGGCACUCAAGAUGAAACGCUGCACGACACGGCCGCAGCACUGCCGCCCGGUGGCACUUCGGCACCCGUCGCUCCCGUCACAACUGCGUCCAAUGGGUCGCACGCCACCACGACGGCGGGAGUACCACAGCCAAACGACACCAGCCAGCCGUUGAGAGACCUAACGGCGGCUUUAUUAGAGGUAGUUCGCGGGGUUCGCCCCGCACCCGCGACUCACAGAUGCCUUGGCAAACGGACAUGGAAUCACAGAUGCAAAGGGAAGAAGUGCGAAGCGCAAGGCUGCGAGUACUACCACCACAAGCUGCUGCACGACGACGCAGCGCAGCCAAUGAAGAGUGACAACGGCGUGGUGGCACCACGACAGCGAACGCAAAGCAACAGAGCCGGAGGUCAAGCGACUGUCUUCGAGUCGUGUAGCAACGCGACUACAGCAGCGGCGGGAGCACUGCGUUCGGUGCAAACCUACCUCAAAGUUUUACCAGUUCAAUUAUCGGGACCACAUGGUGAGAUAGAUACUUAUGCCUUAUUAGAUGACGGGUCCACCAUUACAUUGCUGACAUCAAGUCUGGCAGACAAGAUUGGUGUCGCUGGGCCAGCAGCACCUUUUGUCAUAGAGGCCAUAGCAGGAGCGCACAUCGACGCUGUUAGCUCCCAGCAAGUAAAGUUCUCCAUUAAAGGUAAGUACACAAAUAAUAAAAUUAAUAUCGAGGCACGUACCAUAGAUAGUUUGAACAUUUCCCCCCAGUCUGUGCCAACCGAAGCCCUAGCUCAUUGUGAACAUCUACAAGACAUUAGUGACCAACUUGUCUAUGCAACAGCGGAACCACUUAUACUAAUAGGACAAGACAAUUGGUCCCUGCUCAUUGCAUCUGAGGUACGACGUGGUAAGCUAGAACAGCCAGUGGCGUCGCACACACCUCUCGGCUGGGUAUUACACGGACAAAAAAGAGUAUGUCCCUACGGUCGCGGUGGCUACAUGCUGCAAGAGCGUUUUCAUUGCAGCCAUGCACAUACGAAAGACGAAGCCCUUGAACAAUUAAUAAAGGAGCACUACGAUUUGGAGUCAUUGGGAGUAGAGCCGCGCCGACCUCAAGCUGACCCUGAAAUCCGCGCAUUGCAAAUAUUGCAGAAAACAGCCAAACCGCUAACCGGCUAUGGGUUGCUAUGA
Molecule: messenger RNA, 2257 nt
Organism: Plodia interpunctella (Indianmeal moth)
Lineage: Eukaryota; Metazoa; Arthropoda; Insecta; Lepidoptera; Pyralidae
Exons: 2
Coding region: 1004-2257 (417 amino acids)
Source: RefSeq, a predicted model, not a curated record